AUUUACAUUUACACUGACAGUCACUUCAAGGAGGAGGAGGAAGAGCGGGGUGGUGUAACGGAGGAUGCGGAGGAACCCGCUGCGGGUACCAUCCGCGGCCGGGGUGCUUGUUGUGACCGUGGGCCUCCCGCCGCCGUCGCCCCGCGCCCGGACUCCGCGGCACCAAUGAGGCCGACAGCGAGGCGGAAAGCGGCCGCUGACGGCCACGAGAAUGUGCUGCUGCUGGCAAGUGGGCUUUGCCUGGACGCGGUCGUGCGCGGUUGACCUCGGCCGGAGCCAGAGUGUCUCGGCCGGCGGGAAGCCACCGUUUUAUGGGGCCAUCGUCGCCCUUCCCCUGGGCGGCGAGCGCGGCGCCAUCAUGUCGGCUUUAGGCUCCGACUCGUGGUGGCGGAAGACGCUCUAUUUGACCGGAGGGGCUCUGCUAGCCGCCGCUGCCUAUUUGCUGCACGAAUUGUUGGCCAUCAGAAAAGAGGAAGAGUUGGACUCCACAGACGCCAUCAUUCUGCAUCAGUUCUCCCGACCCAAAAGCGGAGCCCCGUCGCUGUCCCCCUUCUGCCUUAAGACGGAGACCUACCUCCGCAUGGUGGACCUGCCCUACCAGAACUACUUCGACGGGAAGCUGUCGCCGCAGGGCAAGAUGCCUUGGAUCGAAUACAACCACGAGCGCGCGUGCGGUUCAGACUUCAUCAUCGACUUCCUGGAGGAGCGGCUGGGCGUCAACCUUAAUCAGAGUUUAACACCGCAGGAGAAGGCCGUGUCCCGCGCCGUCUCCAAAAUGGUGGAGGAGCACUUCUACUGGACUGUGGCUUACUGCCAGUGGGUAGACAACUUGGAGGAGACAAGAAAGAUGUUGUCCGUGAGCGGGCCGCUGAGCGACGCGCUCAAGUGGAUCCUGAGUCACGUGACCGGCGGCAUCGUCGAGCGGGAGAUGUACGGGCACGGCAUGGGACGCUUCUCUAAGGAACAAGUCUAUGACAUGAUGGAGAAGGACAUGCGCACGCUGGCAACACUGCUAGGCAAUAAAAAGUACCUUAUGGGCUCCAAGAUUUCAACAGUCGACGCCACGGUGUUCGGGCACCUAGCGCCUGCCAUGUGGACUCUACCUGGAACACGACCAGAACAGCUCAUCAAAGGCGAGCUUAUCAAUUUGGCCAUGUACUGCGAGCGAAUUCGCCGCCGCUUCUGGCCAGAGUGGUUCGUAGACUUGGAGGACUUGCGCUUCCGCGGCGACACGUCAGAAAGCAGUGUGUCGCCCUCCGACCUCGGCCUCUACUCUCGCACGGACACCUUCCAGGAUGACGACACGCGCUCGUCCCACACGGCGCACACGCGACCCGAGUCGCCCGGUAGCGACCCGACGGGCGUGUCGCUGUACGACUCGGACAUGGAUACGGAGUGUUCUGAAAUGGAGCCGCUCAAGUGUUGACCAAAGUUGGAAAAACGCACCAGUUUGGAAAAUGACGUCUUGCGCCGCAGCUACUUUUGUGUGUGCGUUUGUCACAUUAGCGUAACCAUGGCAACUGUGUGCCCCCUGUGAGCCGAUGACACCGCAUCCUCUUGUGCAGACGAGAUGUCGUUCGUAUGGACACUUGCUCAUCACUGUAAAUACGUACAUUUAUAUAUGUAUAUCAGGGCUCCAGAGUAUAUACUUUGCAGAUUUAAACUAAUUUAAACAUUAUUGUUCUUUUUUGCUUUGUUGGUGGUCAUGCACAAAAAAAGCUAUUGUUAAUUUGAGUACAGUGAUCCCUCGCUACUUCGCGCUCUCAGUCCAUCGCGGAUUUUUUUCUCAAUUAAAAAAAAAAAAAAUACGGAUGAGCUGUCCCGAUCAGAUCACGUAGUUUCCCUCUCCCUCCUGCUGCUUUUCUUGCGGGUAGUUUACAUGGUGACUCUCCGAGAAGACGAAAAAUUUCAAAUUUGCAUUUAUAUGGUUCCGUCUCCAUUCGAACAAUGUCGCAAUUCCGCAUGAAAACGAUGUAGUAUUAAUGCCAGGCCCUGGGGGGCAGUGUCGAUUUACAAGGCGACAGCGAAUGAUGCACUUUGACCCCACCAAGCUCCUCAGCCCGGAAGAAAACAUGCCUGCCCACUCCAAGCAAUGGCAUUUUCCUUCUGCUCCAAAAGGCAAAAAAAAGGAAACAUUCAACAAAUUUAAAUUUAAAAAUAUUAUUAAAACAGUAAACUAAAGCAGACGUUCCGUCAUUUGCUGUUUUUAAUGUUUAAUAGCUCCGCUGUGCACGCCCAAUGUUACAUGUACGAGUGCUAACUUUAUCGGCGCGGGUCCCGUGCGGCAGGAGCUUUUGAUAUGCAUGCGGAGCAAGCCCCCCUCAAGCCCCUGCAAUCGAAUUCUUCCACUUUGGAGGCAGGAUUCAAAAUUUUUCGUCUUCGCCAACACCAUAUGCACGCGAGGCAAUUCCGCUACUCAGUCAUUGCAUCUUUGUGUCGCAGAGUCUCCAUGUAAACUGCCCCUUGGUCUGGCAGUACACUGGAGUUGCUUAACGAUGAUUGACAGACGUUAAGGUUUGAUCUUGCUUGAACUUUCGAAACUUCAAAGCGCCGCAUGCGUCAAUCAUCGUUUAGCUUGUUAAACAGUUGCUGUGGCAACUCAUUGUGUGCAGCUUGAGCGGAUUUGAGUGGACUCAGUCAAUGAGGCAUUUAAUAAAGACAAGCAUUUUUCUACUUUAGUCUUGUUUAAAGAUAAUUCGGUGAGACAGUAACAAGCCUAAAAGUUAUCGUAAUUAUUACAUUUGGAGUGCUUCAAAUCAAUUUCUUAAAAUAUAUAUACAUACACGGUUUUAUUUUUUUGUGUUUUUUAUUAUACUUCGGGGGGGGGAACAGUGGAAAAAAACAUGUCUUAUAUGCAGGGGUGCACAUAAUUGGUCCGCAUGCGCGAUUGCGUACUGGAUGUAGACAAACGCGCUGGCCCUCAACGGCUUCCCUAUGCUUUUGCGUACCGAUGGCUGACCACUGUAUUUGCGACGGACACGAAAAAAUCACUUCUCAAAAUGUCAAAGAGGCAGGCUCCACUGAGUAAUUAUUUCCAUGUUUCCCCAUCCCCGUCAAAAGACAAGACAGACGACAGAGACGUCACCGGAGCUACCGAAAAAAAGGACUUUUGCUGAAAAGUGGCUGCAGGAGGUAUCAUGGCUACAACCAAAUGAUGCUCGCAUGGAAAUGUGGUACAAAAUUUGCCACGAGAAUCCCAAUGCCGCCGAUAAGAGCAGCGCAUUUUAUGUAGGGUCAAAGAAUUUCAGCCAUCCAAACUUUGAAAAGCAUGAAAAAAACAGAGAGCAUGUGGCAAUUAAGCAAACUAUCGAUGUCAGACAGGACCCCACUCGCCCUAUGGACAAGUGGCGGAAUAAAGUUAAUGAAGAACAGCGCCAUGCACUGACAAACGUGUUUUUGCUCGCAUUUCACAAAGCUAAACAUGCACGUUCAAUGAGCUCUUAUGAGGAGGACAUCCCACUUUUACAAAGGCUUGGAGUUAAUGUGGGAGCCGCAUAAUGCUCUUUAUUUUGAAUUAGUGCUUUUAUGUUUAUUUCUUUACAUUUCACUUCAAAGUAAUGGCAAUUUCGUUGUGCCAGUUGAUAAUCAAGCAUUAAUUGUUAAUAUGAUUAAUUAAAGGUAAUUGGCUCAAAGUAAAGCUUGUCAUAAUUUUAUCGCAUCAGUCGGGUCGGCUCUCAAGCUCAUUGAGGACCAAGUCACAUCUCCAGGUCCUCCUCUGAGAACCUGGGCAAAAAAUAUGUGCACACCUGCUUAUAUGUAUCUGUUUCCAAUGCUAAAUCUGAAUACAUUGAACACACACACAAAAAAUUGAGGGAGGGGGGGGCGCUACUUCGCGGUUUUUCACAUAUCGCAGCAGGUUCUGGUCCCCAUUAACCGUGAAAAACGAGGGAUCACUGUACUCUGAAAAUUGAUUUCGGUUGCGCAUCUUUAAUGUUCCAGGUUGGGUGCUCUUAGUUUAAAAAAAACAACUAGUCUGUAGCCCUGAAAUAUAUGUAUAUAAUCAUAGUAUACCUAGUCUGCAAAUAUAUUUGGUCCCUUCGUGACGGUGUAAAUACGUUCCCACACGGAAUUAGACAAGCCCCUUCUGUUUAUUUUUCCAACCACAAAGACUACAAUGAAUUCUUUAAAUCUUCACUGAAAUUCCUUUCAUUUGCAAAGAAAAAAUACCUACAGAACCAAAUCAUUUUUUUUUCAUGUUAUUAUAAGUAUAAAUGUUCCCACAUGCUCCAAGGACGUCCUAAAUUAACCAAUUUACAUAGUGUCUUAAAAAGGUAUUGAAUUUCAUCUGGUAGGUCUUAGAUUUUCAAUUAUGAUGCAUUGUGUGAAAUUGUACCAGAGACAUUUUAGGAGUAACUGAUAUUAGAUUAGUUGUGAAAUUUAAGUGGUCUUAAAAAGGUCAUAAAUUUCACGUGUUGGAACCUUGAAGUAGGAUUUCAAUUUAUAUUUUUCAUGUUUUUUUUUUUCCCCCUUCCCUGUUUUGGUGGUUUUUUUUCACCUUCGAAAGGUGUACAACUUGAUCCAAAUUGCGAUUGCUGGGCCUUAAUAGAGUUUUAUUUUGAUGCGAAACACGCCAGUAUAAACAAAGCUAGACCAACUGAAAGUGUCAUAUUGACAACUGCAACAGGAAGAUGUGCUAGGAUGAGUCGUUCUGUGCUUCUGUCAUUCAGCAGAUGUACGCGACUUUACAUACAUGAAUUGACAACAGUUCCAUCUAUCUUUUUAGUUCAUGUUAAUGACAUUAUUGCCUUGUGCCAUCCUUUUCACACAGGGCCUUAAGUAUAUUUUGUUCUAUAUGUAUUUUAAGUGCAUAUUAAAUUAUCAUUUUUAAAAUAUGUUUUCAUAUCAUUUUGUAUUUUUUUUUCAUUUUGGUCAACUGAAUUUUUUGCCAUCAUUUAAAAAAAAAUGUAUUUCUUGGAUUAUUUGUGUUUCUGUGCGUUUUGUUGCUGUGUGCAAUCAAGAGUAAACUUUUAAGCUUUCCUUCCUCGCCAACUGCCAAAUCAACAUUUGUGUCAUGGGGGAGCAAAAUCAAAAAUUUCCAGGCACCCUAUUCUGCUUGUAGAUUUUAGAAGCCAUAUUACACUGUCUUGUUCAAUGUUAUGUGCAUUAUGUCAUCUCAUGAACUGUAAAUACACUGUGGAAAGCACAUUUAUUCCAUACCAACUGGGUAUGGACUAAAUGUUAAAAUGGCUUUCCUUAUCAAGACAAUGCUGUGUAUCAUGAUGUAAACGUUCUGAAUGUAUGUAGAGAUAACAGAAUAAA
Messenger RNA from Corythoichthys intestinalis (scribbled pipefish), 5259 nucleotides. RefSeq names its product failed axon connections homolog, metaxin like GST domain containing a (gene faxca). The record is from RefSeq and is a predicted model, not a curated record. Lineage: Eukaryota; Metazoa; Chordata; Actinopteri; Syngnathiformes; Syngnathidae. Gene Ontology annotation, cellular component: cytoplasm. The transcript is spliced from 6 exons. Bases 212 to 1426 code for a protein of 404 amino acids.